Molecule: messenger RNA, 2531 nt
Organism: Oryza sativa Japonica Group (Japanese rice)
Lineage: Eukaryota; Viridiplantae; Streptophyta; Magnoliopsida; Poales; Poaceae
Source: RefSeq, a predicted model, not a curated record
ACACACCUUGGCUGCCAUCACAAGGCCUAGCCCCAUCUCUGCCUCUUUCUCUUUCUCACACACAUUUCGUCGAACACCUAGCGUGCGUACGGGAUCUUCUUCUCUACUCCACCCCCGCGACAUCGAACUUCGUCGUUCCUCCAUCCCUCGUAAAAUCCACCCUGGAGCCUGGAUGACGGGAGAAUGUAGACCGCUCCUCAACUCUGUGCUCGUUGGACUUGGACGCAGCCUAUAAGUGGCUGACCCCGAGUUCUCCGAGUUAGCAAGAAGCCACUCCACUCGGCCGCUCCUGCAUGUAUAACUAGCUAGUUCUAGCUCGCUCAGGCACUCGAUCCACCGCCGGGCGCGUUGGAUUGAGAUAGGCUGAGGAGAUGAUAUCCGGGCACGACUUCUACACGGUGAUGGCGGCGGUGGUGCCGCUGUACGUGGCGAUGUUCCUGGCGUACGGGUCGGUGCGGUGGUGGGGCAUCUUCACGCCGGACCAGUGCUCCGGCAUCAACCGCUUCGUCGCCAUCUUCGCCGUGCCGCUCCUGUCCUUCCACUUCAUCUCCACCAACGACCCGUACGCCAUGAACCUCCGCUUCCUGGCGGCGGACACGCUGCAGAAGCUGCUCGUCCUGGCGGGGCUCGCCGCGUGGUCGCGCCUCCCCUCGCGGACCGGCGCGCCGCGGCUGGACUGGUCCAUCACGCUCUUCUCCCUCUCCACGCUGCCCAACACGCUCGUCAUGGGGAUCCCGCUGCUGAUCGCCAUGUACGGGCCAUACUCCGGCUCGCUCAUGGUCCAGAUCGUCGUGCUCCAGUGCAUCAUCUGGUACACGCUGAUGCUCUUCCUCUUCGAGUUCCGCGCCGCGCGGAUGCUGAUCGCCGACCAGUUCCCGGACACGGCGGCGUCCAUCGUGUCCCUGCACGUCGACCCGGACGUGGUGUCGCUGGAGGGCGGCCACGCGGAGACGGAGGCCGAGGUGGCGGCGGACGGGCGGCUGCACGUCACCGUGCGCCGGUCCUCGGUGUCGCGGCGGUCGCUGCUGGUCACGCCGCGGCCGUCGAACCUGACGGGAGCGGAGAUCUACUCGCUUAGCUCGUCGCGGAACCCAACCCCGCGGGGCUCCAACUUCAACCACGCCGACUUCUUCGCCAUGGUCGGCGGCGGGCCACCGCCCCCGACGCCCGCUGCGGUGCGCGGCUCGAGCUUCGGCGCCUCCGAGCUCUACUCGCUGCAAUCGUCGCGGGGCCCAACCCCGAGGCAGUCCAACUUCGACGAGCACUCGGCACGGCCGCCGAAACCACCGGCAACGACCACGGGGGCACUCAACCACGAUGCCAAGGAGCUCCACAUGUUCGUGUGGAGCUCGAGCGCGUCUCCCGUCUCAGAAGUCAGCGGCCUGCCUGUGUUCAGUGGCGGCGGCGGCGGCGGCGCUCUCGACGUCGGCGCCAAGGAAAUCCACAUGGUCAUCCCCGCCGACCUGCCGCAGAACAACGGCUCAGGCAAAGAGCACGAGGAGUACGGCGCAGUGGCAUUGGGUGGCGGCGGCGGCGGAGAGAACUUCAGCUUCGGAGGCGGCAAGACGGUGGACGGCGCCGAGGCAGUAGACGAGGAGGCGGCCUUGCCUGACGGGCUGACGAAGAUGGGGUCGAGCUCGACGGCGGAGCUGCACCCGAAGGUCGUCGACGUCGACGGACCGAACGCCGGCGGCGGCGCCGCGGGCGCGGGGCAGUACCAAAUGCCGCCGGCGAGCGUGAUGACACGCCUCAUCCUCAUAAUGGUGUGGCGCAAGCUCAUCCGCAACCCCAACACUUACUCCAGCCUCCUCGGCCUCGCCUGGUCCCUCGUCGCCUUCCGGUGGCACGUCUCCAUGCCAGCAAUCGUCGAGAAGUCCAUCUCCAUUCUCUCGGACGCAGGCCUGGGGAUGGCCAUGUUUAGCCUGGGAUUGUUCAUGGCGCUGCAGCCCAGCAUCAUCGCGUGUGGCAAAUCAGCCGCCGUCGUCUCCAUGGCCGUCCGCUUCCUCGCGGGCCCUGCCGUCAUGGCCGCCGCGUCAAUCGCCAUCGGACUCCGCGGGACGCUCCUGCACGUCGCCAUUGUUCAGGCGGCUCUACCACAAGGGAUUGUGCCUUUUGUUUUUGCAAAAGAAUACAAUGUCCACCCGGCCAUCCUGAGCACAGCGGUAAUUUUUGGCAUGCUAAUAGCUCUUCCAAUCACAUUGCUGUACUACAUCCUUCUUGGACUAUGAUCAAGAAAGCUUAUGGACGCUCUCACAUAAAACGGAAGAAAUGGGGGCAAAGAGAGAGAAAAAAAAGCGAUCCUGUCCAUCUCAAACAGCGUAUGCUUAUAUGUAUAGCCUGUUGUCGGACAUUGCCCAUGAUGACAAGACAACGAAGUUGUUACAGAGCUAUAUAUCUCUGCGACAUUUGUACAAGAGAUAACGACAGAAUGUACUCAAAUAUAACCGAUAUUAGAUAUGUGUUCUGUUAAAGAUCUCAACACUCCCUAUACUCUCAAACCCUUUGAUGAGAUUGUGACAAUGUUCAGAACA